Molecule: messenger RNA, 2478 nt
Organism: Labeo rohita (rohu)
Lineage: Eukaryota; Metazoa; Chordata; Actinopteri; Cypriniformes; Cyprinidae
Product: E3 ubiquitin/ISG15 ligase TRIM25
Exons: 7
Coding region: 681-1868 (395 amino acids)
Source: RefSeq, a predicted model, not a curated record
GCUCGUAAACGCUUUAUAGCUUAAAAACACUUUGUUUGUGUUAGUAGUAAAAUCACUACUUGAUUAUAAUUUCUUUAUCUCGAUGGUUUAUGUUAUUAAUGAUGGUAGAUGGUAAUCAAACGAUAUGAGAGACUUAAGGAAGUUUGACGGUCACUUACGCCCUCUUACAGGAACAGUUUCAUCUAAAAUUAAAUUCAUUGUUUACAAAACUUGUAUAACGUGUUCCAGAAGUUUAGGUAUUAACUUAGAAUGACAACACAACUUUAUUAUAUCAAGCUGUAUUUGUAUAGGUCGUUUCACAAUGCACAUCGUGAUUAAGCAGUAUUUACAUGCAUUAUAAUGUUUAUAUCACCCUAUUUGGAUAAAACAGUUUACAUACAGUGACGACAUAAACAAUUAAACAUCCGAGAUUUGCUGUAUGGUAGGCUAUAUAUCAAGAAGUAAACAUAAGAAGCUAAAAACAAGCUAUAAAAGACAGUAAGUCUUUAAAUUUAUGCCUAAAAUCUUCUUUUGGUUACACACGGUAGAAAAAACUCCGGUUUGGGAUGACAUAAAGAUAUCCACCCAAUCCGGUUAAGCGUGUGUGAGAACGCUCUCUACUGACGCAGAAGGUACAGAUACAGUGGGUCUGGACUGGAAACCAGAAUUUAAGUUGCUAUUGGUCUGUUUGAGGCAGUACAAUGGCAGAAGCCAGCAUUUCUCAGGAUAAGCUCAUGUGUCCAGUGUGUCUGGAUGUCCUGAAGGAUCCAGUGACCAUUCCCUGUGGACACAGUUACUGUAAGAGCUGCAUCACAGGCUGCUGGGAUCAGGAGGAUCAGAUGAGGGUCUACAUCUGCCCUCAGUGCAGACAGACCUUCAGUCCUAGACCUGCACUCAAUAAAAACACCAUUCUGGCUGCGAUGGUGGAGAAACUAAAGAAGAAUAAAGUGCAAACUGCGGCUGUUGGAGCUCAGGAUGUGCAGUGUGACAUCUGUACCGACAGAGCCGUCAAGUCCUGUCUGGUGUGUCUGAACUCCUACUGCCCAAACCACCUGCAGCAACACGAGAGCCUCUUCAAAACAAAGAGACACAGGCUGAUGGAGGCCACCGGACAACUGCAGGAGAUCAUCUGCCCUCAGCACGAUAAGAUGCUGGAGAUUUACUGCCGUACUGACCAGCGGUGUGUGUCUUAUGUUUCUAUGAUGGAGGAGCACAAACAUCACAACAUCGUGUCAGCAGCAGAAGAAAGGACUGACCAACAGAGACACUUGGACAAGACAAGACGAAGGUUCCAGCAGAGAAUUCAGGAGAAAGAGAAGGAGUGUGAGGAGCUAAGAGACGCGAUGGAGUCUCAUAAGCGAUCUGCACAGACAGCAGUGGAGGACAGUGAGAGGAUCUUUACUGAGCUUAUCCGCUCCAUUGGAAGACGCGGAUCUGAGCUGAUACAGCUGAUCAGAGAUCAGAAAAAGGCUGCAGUCAGGCGAGCUGAAGGACGACUGGUGCAACUGGAGCAGGAGGUCAAUGAUCUGAGAAGAAGAGAAGCUGAGCUGGAGCAGCUUUCACACACACAGGAUCACAUUCAGUUCCUGCAGAGUUUCCCGUCCCUGUCUGGAGCUCUUGGAUCUACAGACAUAUCCAGCAAUGCUGUCGGUUCUCUCAGCUCGUUUGCUGAUUUAGUAAAAUCUGUUCAUCAGCUGAGAGAGAAACUGGAGAAUUUUUACAGAAAGGAAAUGAAGAAGAUAACGGUUCGAGAACCCAAGACCAGAGCAGAUUUCCUCCAGUAUUUCUGUUGGUUAACUCUGGAUCUGAACACAGUGAAUAAACAUCUCUGUCUGUCUGAGGGGAAUACAGUCAUCACAUCCGUAUCCUGCUCAUCCGGACAGAUUUGAUUGUGAGCUGCAGGUAAUGUGUAAAGAGAGUGUGUACAGACGCUGCUACUGGGAGUUGGAGUGGAGUGGGACAUGCGUCUGUAUGAACUCUGUCCUUUUACAGCGUCUCUGACACAAUGAACCUCAUUCACAAAGAACAGGCCACAUUCACUCAGCCACUCUAUCCGGGGUUUUUAGUCAGGUCCAGGUCGACAUUGAAACUCUGUGAUCUAACAAUAUAAACAAUACAGAGAUUCAUAGGAAAGCUUUUAGCUUUAAAAGUAGAUGAGUUGAGAACAAACUUUGAGUUGGCUUGAGAAAGCCUAGCCUGAAAGUUUGAAGUGUUUGUAAAAGUAUGAAAGCACAUUGCUUGCAUGAUUUAACAUGUUUUAGCAUGAUUAGCCUGUUGUUUGCAUUUUUAUAGGCUGAUUACAAUGUUGUUAGCAUGAUUAGUAUGUUGUUAGCAUGUUGCUAACAUGCUGUUAGAAUGAUUAGCAAUUUUAUAGCAUGAUUAUAGCAUGAUUAGCAAGUUACUAGCAUGUUGUUAACAUAAUUAGCAGGUUACUAGCAUGUUUAUAACCUGAUUAGCAUGUUGCUAGCAUGAUUAUGUUAUUAGCAUGUUGCUAGCAUG